AUGUGUCGUUUGAGUAAUAGUUUGAUCAUCAUCGUAAACAUUUUAGCUCUAAUCAUUUCACUACCGUUCUUAAGUUUAUCAAUCAGUAAAGAAGUACAUGGGCCUGCAUCAAAUCAAACAGAAUGUCAAGAAAUCAUUAAAGUUCCAUUAUUAUCAUUUUCGGUGUUUAUAUUCAUUUUAUCUCUUUUGGGUAUAAUUGGUUCUUGUUGUAAGGUUUCAUCGUUUCUUUGGAUUUACAUUAUUGUUAUGUUCUUUGUAAUACUGGCUGUUUUUGGUUUCACCAUAUUUGUAUUUGUUGUUACAAAUAAAAGUGCUGGUAAAGCAUUGUCAGGGAAAGGUUAUAAUGAUAAUAGACUCGGUGAUUAUUCCAAAUGGUUACAACAGCAUGUUGAUGGGAAAAAUUGGGAUAAAAUUAGAACUUGUUUCGUCGAAGCUAAAACAUGCGAUCAACUUAGUAAAAUGACCAACGAACAGAAGCAAUCAGAUUUCUACAAGAAACGUUUGGCUCCCAUUCAGGCUGGUUGUUGCAAACCUCCUAGUUUUUGUGGGUUCACAUAUGUGAAUGCCACAGUAUGGGAUGUACCAAAAUCCGGGCCAGAAGCUGAAGACAGUGAUUGUACGACAUGGAGCAACAAUCAAGAUGUCCUAUGUUAUAACUGCAAAUCCUGUAAAGGUGGAGUUCUGGGAAGCCUAAAGAGAGACUGGAAACAACUAACCAUUUUUAAUAUCGCAAUACUGAUUUUCCUUAUCGUUAUUUACACUAUUGCCGGCUGCGCGUUCAGGAAUACGCGUAAUGAUUACUACAAGCGAUACCAAGGUUAUCAUUGA
Molecule: messenger RNA, 828 nt
Organism: Papaver somniferum (opium poppy)
Lineage: Eukaryota; Viridiplantae; Streptophyta; Magnoliopsida; Ranunculales; Papaveraceae
Product: tetraspanin-8-like
Exons: 2
Coding region: 1-828 (275 amino acids)
Biological process (GO): auxin-activated signaling pathway
Cellular component (GO): plasmodesma; plasma membrane
Source: RefSeq, a predicted model, not a curated record